GGCCGGGGGCUUCCCCGGCUCUCAGUGGUGGGGACAGGGUCGGUGGAAUUGUCCCUUCCCGCAGGGAGCCCUCUGCGCUGGGGACAGGUGUGGGACACCUGAGCUGACCGAAAGCUUUGGCUCCCGGAGCCGUGUGCUGCUGGAACAGGGCAUUUCCCCUCCUUUGUGGGACAACCCAUGGAGCAGAGACACCCAGGGACAUGGGGCCAGACCCUGGCCUGACUCCCAGGGGUCCCCAUCCCACACAGCCCCGAAUGGCCACAAUUUACACUGUCCCCCACACAUUGCUGCUGCUGCUGCCCCUCUCCAUCCCCAGGGCGGGGCACUGAGUGUUUAUACCCUGCUGGGUGACACAGCAUUUGUGUGUGCCUCAGUUUCCCCCAGCACAAAAGGCACUCCUGGCAGUGGGAAAGGAGCCCUGGCUUUUCCCUCCUCCUUGUGCCACCAGCCCUGCUCUCCCCAGUGCCGGCAGAAGCAGCUGGAGCUGCCUGCACACCAGGAGUGUUCACAGAGGAAACCUCGUAGGACUGAGGCUGGGAAUGGACUGUUCCUUCCCCCUGCCCUGGACUCAGGCUGGAGAGGAAUUUGGCUCCAAGCAAGUGGCUCUCAGCUCCUCCUGGCAAAUGUCCCCACAGUGGUGGCUUUUGGAGACGUCUGCAGUGGGGUGCUGAGCUGUGGGGAAAGUGCAUGAGGAGCUUGGAGCAGUGUGGGGACAGGGAUACGCUGUGGGGGCACUUGGAGCUGGAGCAGGAGGAAGCUGUACCCCUGGCUGUGUUCACUUACCUGGGCUGCUUUGUUCCUCCAUGGAGGCAGAAAUCCAAAGCCCAAUUAGGGGGGCUAAUUAUGUGGCUGCACUCUCACCUUCUGUUCUGUGCUUGUCACCUGUUCCCCAUGUGGCCAGGCCUCGCCCUUCCCAGCUCACCGUGGCCCUGGUUGUAGAUCCUGGAGGUCCAGGCUUGGACAUGCAUGUCCAGGGUGGUGUCAGGGUGUGACAGGUCCCUAAUGCUGCUCCCCCCCGAGCUGGUGAGGUCCCCCAUGUGUCCAGAGCUGUAAGGGAUGGAGAGGCCCCACUCUCUGCUGGGGCCUGUGCAGGCAUUUCCAGCAGCUCCAGGAGCCUGUUGUCUCUGCCCUGCCUGGAAGCACGGCUCCCUGGCUCCAAGUGUUUAUCUCCAAGGAACGCGACGUGUCCCUGCACGGGGUCAUUGCUCCAAGGACGGAGUGGCUGCAGAUCACAUCAGGGGCACCUGCUUGGCACCAGCCUCUUCAGGAGCUGACAACCCCUCCAAAGGAUUCCUAGGCACAAAAACUGGAGGGUUCUCCUUAAAUUAAGCCCAGCAUAUGCUCCAGAGCAGUGGCCCCAGAGGCUCUGCUCCUAUCUGUGGAGCCUGUGGGUGGGCUUGGAGCAUCCCCUGCACAGCAGUGGUUGGGGCAAGAAAGUCUUUAGGGCACAGUCCUGGGAAGGCUUAGGAGGGCUUUUCCUCCACAUUUGCAUUCAAAGCUGCUUUGACCAAGCCAAGGCAAGGCACUGUGUGCAGUGUGGAUGGGGCUGAGGGUGUUUGCCCUGUCACACUGGGCACUCACCUGGGCUCAGCUGUUUCUCUUCCAGGGCAGCACUGUCACAUUUAUAAUUGAAAAAACCCAGCCAAAGACAGGAGCCUUUUAGCCUCCUGCCAUACCUCUGCUACAAGGCCUCAGCCAGCAGGGGCCAUGCGAUGCUCCCUGAAACGCUCCCUCAUGGUUCUGCUCACUGCCUCCUUCCUCCUCCUCCUCCUCCUCCUCCAUGGGGGCAGCCGGCAGGAACAGGAUCCCCUGAAGGUGGAGCUCAGGGGCCUGGCUCCUGACACGAUCCUGCAGCUGCUGCAGCCAGAGGGAGCCCAGCACAUCCUCAGGGACACAGACGAGCUCUCUGCACUCCACAACGUCUCCUACCAGCUCCUUGCUGGCUCCCUGGCUCCCCGGAAAAAAUUCCUGGCAGUGGGAAUGGCAUCUGUGCAGAGGCCCCGUGGUUUCUACCUGCUGGCCACGCUCCAGUCCCUGUUCAGCCAGUCCACGGAGGAGGAGCUGCAGGAGAUGGUGGUGGUGGUGCACCUGGCUGACACCGACCCCGGCUGGAACGUGCGCGUUGCCGCCACCGUCGCCCACAAGUUUGCUCACCACAUCCUCCUGGGUCGGCUCCUGCUCAUCCACGCUCCCCCCGAGUUCUACCCCACCCUGGAAGGCCUGAAGAGGAACUUCAAUGACGCCGAGGAGCGAGUGAGGUUCCGCUCCAAGCAGAACGUGGACUAUGCCUUCCUGCUUGCCUUCGCCGCCAACCUCUCCUCCUACUACCUAAUGAUCGAGGACGACGUGUGGAGCGCCAGGUCCUUCCUGACAGCCAUCCGCAGGGCACUGGCUUCCCAGCAGGGCUCCAACUGGGCCACCCUCGAAUUCUCCAAGCUGGGCUACAUUGGGAAGCUCUACCGCUCCAGUGAUCUUCCUCGCCUGGCUCGCUUCCUCCUCCUCUUCUACCAGGAAAUGCCCUGUGACUGGCUGCUGGUCCACUUCCGCCAGCUGCUUGCCCAGAAGGACGUGAUCCGCUUCAGGCCGUCCCUCUUCCAGCACAUGGGCCUCUACUCCUCCUUCCAGGGCACUGUCAACCGGCUGGAGGACGAGGAUUUCCAGGCCGACGCCUCGGACCUCCCAGACAACCCGCCGGCGUCCCUGCACACCAGCAUGUCUGUCUUUGAGAACUACGAGCCCCACAAGGCCUACAGCUCAGCACAGGGCUACUUUUGGGGCAAAGCCCCAGCAGCUGGUAGUACUUUCUCCAUCGUGUUCCGGCAGCCAGCCCACGUCAGCCGUGUCCGGGUGCGCACGGGCUCUGUGGAGCGCCCGGGCGAUUUCCUGCACGCAGGGCUGCUGGAGCUGGGCUGGAGCCGGGACCACAGCCAGGACUGCUCCUCCUAUGUCCCCGUGGGCUCCUUCAAGAGAGGGACCCUGGAGCAGCGGGGCCUGGAGACCGUCCUGCCUGGGCCCGUGGAGUGUGUGAGGAUCCGGGUGACCCAGGACCAGAGCGAGUGGCUCAUCAUCCAGAGCAUCGACAUCUGGACCACAGCAGGCACUUGAGCACAACAGCUGUGGCAGGAUGUCAAAGCACCUGCAUUUGGUUCUAAGAUGUCCUUUAUUUUUCACAUUCCCUUUUUGGAUAAGAAAUUAAAUUAUUGACUCCCACAGCCCCA
Messenger RNA from Parus major (Great Tit), 3218 nucleotides. Its product is annotated as alpha-1,6-mannosyl-glycoprotein 4-beta-N-acetylglucosaminyltransferase-like. Gene Ontology annotation, molecular function: acetylglucosaminyltransferase activity. The transcript has 4 exons. Bases 1708 to 3105 code for a protein of 465 amino acids. The record is from RefSeq and is a predicted model, not a curated record. Gene Ontology annotation, biological process: protein N-linked glycosylation. NCBI's taxonomy places the organism in Eukaryota, Metazoa, Chordata, Aves, Passeriformes, Paridae.